This is a messenger RNA of Venturia canescens, 2452 nucleotides long. RefSeq names its product origin recognition complex subunit 3 (gene Orc3). Gene Ontology annotation, biological process: DNA replication initiation; DNA replication. The transcript is spliced from 13 exons. The record is from RefSeq and is a predicted model, not a curated record. The coding region runs from base 285 to 2270 and encodes 661 amino acids. Lineage: Eukaryota; Metazoa; Arthropoda; Insecta; Hymenoptera; Ichneumonidae. Gene Ontology annotation, molecular function: DNA replication origin binding. Gene Ontology annotation, cellular component: DNA replication preinitiation complex; nuclear origin of replication recognition complex; nuclear pre-replicative complex.
GUGCCCUUGUUAUAUAGACAUUUAAGCAUGUAUGGAUUUACGUUCAUGUAUUGCGAAUAUUUUUAUACCUGUAUUCCUCCCGCUUAUUCUUCGUCGCGGUUGAGCAGCUGUAGAUGAGCACUAGCACUACGCACUACUUCAGUACAGUUUAAAACGUCGACGGUGACGCACGAUCGUCGUUUGGCACGCAAUUGGUUUAAUAAAGAAUCUCCAACCUUUCAUACGUAUUUUAUAAAUCGAUCAUAUCAAGAUUUGAAGAUUUUUUUAGCUGCUUAACGUAAGAAAUGGAAAGCGUUUCCGUAUCGAAGGGAGUUUUCGCUCACAAAGGAAAUUACAAGAUAGGCCAAAAGAAGAAGAAGAUAGAAAAUAAUGCUUACUUCCAAGAGCCGUGGUACAAAGCUUAUAAAGAAGCUUGGUCUGCUGUACAAAAAGCUGCUAAGAAAAUUGAUAUCAGUAUGUUUGAACAAAUCGUUUGUGAUUUGAAGAAUUAUGUGACAACAAUAAAGGAGAGUUCAUUAGAAAGUUAUUCCAACGAAAUAUCUACAGCUAUACUAUUGACUGGGGUCAAUUUACCAGAUCAUGCAGUUUUAUUUGAGAAGUUGGCAAGUGAAUUUUCCAAAGUUACCCAAUGUAUAGCCAUAAUACACUCCAGAGAUUCCGGAAAUAUGAAAAAUCUUAUUGAAGAAACAGUGUUUCAAUUGAUCAACAGUCAGAAUAACGACGAGAAAUCAGACAUUCGUAAAAAUCAAUGCACUCUGAGACUUCUGGAAGCCUGGCACAGUGAAAAUUGUCAAUAUCACGAUCCGCUUGUUAUUAUUGUACCGGAUUUCGAGAGUUUUUCACCAAGCGUAUUACGUGAUUUUAUUCUCGUCUUGAGUAUUUAUACAAAGUCAAUGAAGUUCGUUCUCGUGUUUGGAGUAGCAACGACACUCCACGCUGUUCACAGAUGCCUCUCUUACGACGUUACGUCGAAGCUGCGAGUGCAGGUAUUCCAUACGCAAACUCAGGUUAAAAGUUUGUCAGAUGUGCUCGAGGGUACGGUACUUUCUGGAAAAACUCCAUUUAAGUUGACCGGAAGGGCGUUUCAACUGCUCACCGAUAUCUUUCUCAUUUACGACUUUUCCGUACAUGGGUUUCUUCAGGGAUACAAGCUCUGCAUGCUACAACACUUUUACGACAAUAAUUACGCGUCAUUAUGCUGCGAGCCUAAAAAGACGAGAGAACGAAUAGGAUUGUUAGGCGAUGAUGAUUUUGAAGACAUUAAAAAAUUGCCUUCCAUCGCGCGUUAUCUUGAGACUCUAAACAAGGGAAAAAAGAACCAGUCGGAAGGAAAUAACCAAGAAAAUUUCAAGAAAACUCUUGUUAAGGUCCUCGAGAAUUUUCACCUUUCGAUUAACAAUUUCUUCACAAUACUAAAGUGCUUACACAGCCUCACAUCGGGGCUACCAGGUGCGCCUUUAGGAAAACAGUUGCGGGAAGUAUAUUGCAAAGCAGUGACUUCAGAUAUCGUUGAAUCCCAAGAAUACAAAGAGUCGAUUCAACUCUUAGGAUUUUUAUCCAAAGAUGAAUUUGUCGCUAAGCUCGAGAUCGUAUUGAAUAUGAUAAAAGAAUCGUCAAGUUCGAAUUUGAAAGAUGUGGAAGAAAAUUUGAAAAAAGAUUUAAUCACGUUGAGAAACGCGAGUCUCGAGAUCGUUGCCACGUCGAAAGAGAUUAUGAGUACCAAUGAAAAAUUAAGCCGCACACAACUCAAAGAAAAACUAUACAAAAUGUCACAACAACAAUCGAGGUCGCCUUACAAACAAGCACAGAUCAAUUUCCUUGAGUAUCUCGAUCGCGAUGUUUUUGGUGUACACUUGAAGAAUCCGAGCCGGAUAGUAGGACAUGAGAUCUUUUGUUUCAGUGAUGCGAAUUCAGCAAAACAUCCGAUAAGGGGUUCGCACAGGGCAGCCGUUCAUACUGCGCUUACGAAUCCUCAAGCUUAUCUCGAGUGUGGCUGCUGUGAAUUGGAAAAUGAUCAAACAAUACAGGCAACGUUGCCCGAUCUCAGUAUUAUAUAUAAGCUACAUUUGGAGUCGAGGAAAUUAAUCAAUAUGUACGACUGGCUGCAGGCUUUUCUGACGAUCGUUAAUCCAAGUUCGGAAGGCGACGAGCAAAGAGACAUUGAUCCGAAGCUUCAAGGUCGUUUCACACGCUCCAUAGCCGAACUGCAAUUCCUCGGUUUUAUCAAAACAUCGAGGAGAAAAACCGACCACGUUAAACGCCUGACAUAGCGACACCGAUCAAGUUAUUUUAUUCGUACUCAAAUCCCAGUUAUUUUUUAAUUUUGUACUUUUUAUUGUAAUACUUUCAUUGUUGAUAGUUACGAACUGCCAAGCUAGAAAAAGGCCCAUGUCGUUCAUUGGGAGGAAUAUCGACGAGUGUAAGAAUUUUUUAAUAAACAUUAGCGGCUGAA